CUGACGUUUACUGUCAGUCGGGUUGAAACUACAAUGCGAAUAUAGUUCAAUUUUCUCUGGAGGUUUUUUUGUCUUGUUCUAAAUUAGCACAUCCUGGAGGUUUUCGCUGGAGCAAUGGAGGACUUGGAGGGGAGUUUCACCUUUGAAGAAGACCUGAAGGAUCUGGAUAAACAUACCAAUGAGCACCUGGACGCCGCAGAAAUCGCCUACAGGACCUGUAGAUUGGCGAGUACCAUUCACGGUUGCCUGCAUUUGUCCCACUUGGCGAAGGUGUCCAAAAACCAGACCUAUGUGGACUUGUUGAGCCUGCCGAAAAAGCACUACCUGGAGCAAACGAUGGUACCCGUCCUGGCCAAUGGGCUGGCGGUGAUAGCCAAAGACAGGCCCGUCCAGCCGGUGACUGCGCUUGCGCUGUUCCUCCUGAAGCACGGGAUGCUCUACGAGACGGACGUCGAGCGGAAAUUCGAGGUAAAGUUCGAUCAGGCCGGGAAGGGAACGAAGAACGACAAAUUGUCCAAGCAAUCCUCGUUUUAAUGAAGAUUCUUCGAAGAUAUUGGUUGUUUUCAUGUGGC
Molecule: messenger RNA, 572 nt
Organism: Phyllotreta striolata
Lineage: Eukaryota; Metazoa; Arthropoda; Insecta; Coleoptera; Chrysomelidae
Source: the annotation of a GenBank genome assembly